CUCCCUUCGCGCUCCGUCUCUGCCUCGUGACUCUCUCUCUCUCUCGAUCUCGAUCUCGAUCUCGAUCUCUUGAUCGCUUAAUUUUCGAUCUUGAGUUAAGAAGCUCGAAUUUGAAACGAGCAUCGCUUUCCGAUCUCAAAAGAUGCCUGUUCUUGAGAGCACUUGUUCAUUGGCUAAACUUGCUCCUCUUGAAGCAGUUUUGUUUGAUAUUGAUGGAACAUUAUGUGAUACAGAUCCUGUCCAUCAUUAUGCUUUCCGAGAAAUGUUACUAGAGAUUGGUUACAACAAUGGGGUCCCUAUAGAUGAAGACUUCUUUGUCAAGAAUAUUGCUGGCGGGCACAAUGAAGACAUUGCCAGCAGACUAUUUCCUGACUGGGAUCAUGAGAAGGCAAUGAAAUUCAUGGAUGAUAAGGAAGAGUAUUUCCGCAAGCUUGCACCAGAGCAGUUGAAAGCGGUAAAUGGUCUCCAUAAAUUGUGUAAAUGGAUUGAGGAUCAUGGUAUAAAGCGUGCAGCAGUCACAAAUGCUCCAAGGCCCAAUGCAGAACUAAUGAUCUCGCUUCUUGGUCUCACGGACUUCUUCCAACUUGUUGUGGUUGGUAGUGAGUGUGAGAGGGCCAAACCCUUUCCAGAUCCGUAUUUGAAGGCUCUUGAAGUCCUCAAUCUCUCCCGGGAGCACACUUUUGUUUUUGAGGAUUCACCCUCAGGGAUAAAAGCUGGCGUGGCAGCUGGAUUGCCUGUGAUUGGCCUACCGACGAGAAAUCCUGAGGAGCUCUUGACAAAUGCCGGAGCCACUUUCCUCAUUAAGGAUUAUGAUGACCCGAAGCUUUGGAGUGCAUUGGAAGAGCUUGAGAAAGCUGCAGCAGCUUAAAGCUAUGGUAGUAGCAUGCUGUUUGGUACAAAUUUUUCAGACAAAAAAGGAAAAACCACAUGCAUAGUAUAUUUAUGCCAGAAAAAACUUUAUUUUGGUUAAUAUGCUUGUACCCAUUUAUUUUGUUUAACAUGAUUGUACUUGCCAGGCUUGGCAAUGAUAUCCAUACUACAGAAAAUGUUGCUCCGAGCGGCAGUUAGAACUCACAAACCACAUACCACCAAUUUGUCGUUGAUUCAAUUUUGUUGCAAUUGCCCCUAGCAAAAGCAGGACUUGCA
Dioscorea cayenensis subsp. rotundata (Guinea yam) is the source of this 1146-nucleotide messenger RNA. Its product is annotated as haloacid dehalogenase-like hydrolase domain-containing protein Sgpp. The record is from RefSeq and is a predicted model, not a curated record. The transcript is spliced from 5 exons. Lineage: Eukaryota; Viridiplantae; Streptophyta; Magnoliopsida; Dioscoreales; Dioscoreaceae. The coding region runs from base 143 to 868 and encodes 241 amino acids.